AUGUUGGGAGGACCGGGGGGUAAUUCAAAUGUGAAUAUUUAUAGCUCAAUAUGGCUAUGCUCAUUUCAAAGAGCCACUAAGCAAUGAGAUAUCCUGCCAAUCAGCCCUACAAUUGUUGUGAAUUGAUGAUGGGACCGAAUUAGUAUAACUGGCCAUGAUUUUCCAGACAAAAAAGCACCUUGUUAUCAUUUAGGAGAAUAA
This is a messenger RNA of Blepharisma stoltei, 201 nucleotides long. The record is from the annotation of a GenBank genome assembly. NCBI's taxonomy places the organism in Eukaryota, Ciliophora, Heterotrichea, Heterotrichida, Blepharismidae.